Aphanomyces invadans is the source of this 650-nucleotide messenger RNA. RefSeq lists its product as hypothetical. The coding region runs from base 41 to 523 and encodes 160 amino acids. The record is from RefSeq and is a predicted model, not a curated record. The transcript is spliced from 2 exons. Lineage: Eukaryota; Oomycota; Saprolegniomycetes; Saprolegniales; Verrucalvaceae.
GGCACAGCCACCUGUAACGCUGCAAACGCAAACCGACACGAUGCCGCCGCCCGACCAGCCGCGCAAUGAAGCGCUGAUGGCCAGCAUGACCAACUACUCGCUGGGAAACUACGUUCGCGAGAUGAUGCAAGUAAUGAUGGAGUCUGUGUUGGUCGAGCAGCCCCACGACCCUCUCGAGUUCCUGAUAAACGUCUUGCGCAACGACCCGCGCAUCGACGCCCUCGAUCGCGCCAGCCGAUUCAAUCGCAUGGACUUGCGACGCAUCGCCACGAAGACCAAGCAUCUGCGAGCGAUCUACAUGCACGACAUUGUUGGGGGACACGUCGUCGGUGCCACCGACGUGGCCAAGGAUGUCGUUGUCGUCAAACUCCUCGCAAGCCAUCGCGCGCGCCAAGCGUUCCCGAGGCACAUCCAGGAGAUCGUUCAGGCAUUCGGGGCCAACGAUUCCCCCGCGUCCGUCACGGAGGCGUCGUUCGUGGCGAAAGCUCUCGGUGUGCUUUCCAAGCCAUACGUACUCACGUGAUGUACUGGUGCUGCUGGCGGCCCCGCAGGAUCUGUCGGCCGAUCUAACGCGCCACGGUCUUAGCGUCGAUGCUCCCGUUCCAAACGAUGCAAUAAUCGUUUUACGUACUUGGUCUUUGUCUCGGUCG